GAGACGGGACGGGGCACGGCGGGCGCUGGGAGGACCGGGACAGGCGGAGCGGAGGAGGAGCCUGGGGAAACGCCGCCGGGGCAGCCACGGCGCCCGGGGCCGGCUGCCCCAGGGAGGCAGAGCGGAGCGGCGGGGCAGGCGGGGAGCGGGGCGCCGGGAGAGGCGAGAGCCCGUGCUCCGCAGCGGCAGCGCAACCCCCCCGGCUGCACCGCCCCGGCUCCGUUUCACGCCCCUCCCGGCGGCGGGGGCCGGGGCUGAGCCGCCCCCCUAGACGGCAGCACCAUGUGAGCGGGACCUGCGCCGCCGCCUCAGCGGGCACGUCCAGGAUGUGAAGGGCCGCCCGGCUGCCCCCCGCGCCGGAGCCUCGCCGGCGUCCAGCCCCGCCGCGGGACAGCAUGACCGAGGUGAAGGCCAAGGAGCCCCGAGCGCCUCCGCCCGCCAGAGACGGGGCGGUCCUCCUGCAGGGCCAGCCCGGCCGAGACCCCUUCCGCAGGGAAGCGGAGACCAUCGACAUCGCCCUGGACGGGCUGCUCUGCCCCAAGAGCAGCGACGAGGAGGACGAGGAGGAGGAAGAGCUGCAGCAGCAGCAGCCGGGGGAGGAGGAGCCCCGCGACUCCCUCUCCUACCGGCCGGGGAGCGGCUCCCUCUCGGACAAGGACUCCCUGGACACCGUCCUGGACACCUUCCUGGCCCCCGCGGCUCAUGCCAGGUCCGCCGCGCCCGCGGCGCCCUGGUCCUUCUUCGGGCCGGAGGCCGCAGAGGCGCCCGGCGCCCCGAUGAGCCGCGGCCCCUCGCAGAAGGCGGGCGAAACCGCCAGCCCUUCGCAGCCCCCGCCGCGGCCCGCCCCGCUCUGGCCGGCCGGCGACGCGCUGAGCGCCGCCGACAAACCGCGGCCGGCGGCGGCGGGGGGCUGCGCGGAGGGUCCGGCCGCGGCCCCCAAGGGCGAGGCCCCCGGGCUGGCGGCGCUGCCCGGCGGGGAGCGCGGCGGGGCGCGGGCGGGGGAGCCGGGGCAGGAGUGCCUGCACGUGCCCCUGCUGCCGCUCAACUCUGCCUACCUGGCCUCGCGCACGCGGCAGCUGCUGGACGUGGCCGAGUACGAGGGUGGCGGCGCGGGGCCGCGCGCCUCGCCCCCCGGCCCGGACCUGGCGGGCUACGUGUACCCGCCGGCGGACGCCAAGGAGGGGCACUUCGCCUAUGGCGACUUCCAGCCCGCUCUGAAGAUCAAGGAGGAGGGUCUCGGCCUCGCCGCCACCUACGCGGGCGGCAGGGGGACCGCCGCGGCCGGCUGCGCCGACUACCCGCAGCCCCCGCGGGCCGGGCAGGAGCCCGCGCUGGAGUGCGUCCUCUACAAGGCGGAGCCCGCCCUCCUGCCCGCGGCCUACGGGCCGGCGGCGCCGCCCGACAGCCUGCCCUCCACCUCGGCCGCGCCGCCGGGCCUCUACCCGCCCGUCGGCCUCAACGGGCACCAGCCCCUGGGCUUCCCGGCGGCGGUGCUGAAGGAGGGCUUGCCGCAGCUGUGCCCGCCCUACCUCGGCUACGUUCGGCCAGAUACAGAAACCAGCCAAAGUUCUCAAUACAGUUUUGAAUCGCUACCCCAGAAGAUCUGUCUCAUCUGCGGUGAUGAGGCUUCUGGUUGCCACUAUGGAGUACUUACCUGUGGAAGCUGUAAAGUCUUCUUUAAAAGGGCAAUGGAAGGACAGCACAACUAUUUAUGUGCUGGAAGAAAUGACUGUAUAGUCGAUAAAAUCCGUAGGAAGAACUGUCCGGCAUGUCGCUUAAGGAAGUGCUGCCAAGCCGGUAUGGUCCUGGGAGGUCGAAAAUUAAAAAAGCUUAACAAAAUUAAGGUUGUGAGAACAUUAGAUGUCGCACUCCAGCAGCCCGCAGCCCUUCAAGAUGAAGGCCAGACUCUAACCCAAAGGCUGUCCUUUUCUCCAAAUCAAGAAAUACAGUUUGUUCCCCCAAUGAUCAGUGUUCUACGAGGCAUUGAGCCAGAAGUUGUCUAUGCUGGUUAUGACAAUACAAAGCCCGAAACACCAAGUUCCUUGCUGACCAGUCUAAAUCAUCUUUGUGAGAGGCAACUUCUUUGUGUAGUCAAAUGGUCUAAAUUGCUACCAGGAUUUCGGAAUUUACAUAUUGAUGAUCAGAUAACCCUCAUCCAGUAUUCCUGGAUGAGUCUAAUGGUUUUUGCAAUGGGAUGGAGAUCAUACAAACAUGUCAGUGGUCAGAUGUUAUAUUUUGCACCAGAUCUGAUUUUAAAUGAACAGAGGAUGAAAGAAUCGUCGUUCUAUUCCCUGUGUCUAUCCAUGUGGCAACUCCCACAGGAAUUUGUCAGACUUCAAGUUAGUCAAGAAGAGUUCCUAUGUAUGAAAGCACUGUUACUUCUCAACACAAUUCCUUUGGAAGGUCUAAGAAGUCAAAGCCAAUUUGAUGAGAUGAGAACGAGUUACAUUAGGGAACUGGUGAAGGCAAUUGGUUUGCGCCAGAAAGGAGUUGUGGCCAACUCGCAGCGUUUCUAUCAACUUACAAAACUGAUGGAUUCCAUGCAUGACCUAGUGAAACAGCUCCAUCUCUUCUGUCUGAACACUUUUCUCCAGUCCCGUGCACUGAGUGUUGAAUUCCCUGAGAUGAUGUCAGAGGUGAUUGCUGCUCAGCUACCCAAGAUUCUGGCAGGGAUGGUGAAACCUCUUCUCUUUCACAAAAAGUGAAAUGUCUUUUAUCAUAGAGGUGAUUUCUGGGUCACUUUUUGUUUAUUUUGGUCAAGAUUUUGCAAUGUCAGGACUUCAGUAUAUUUGUCAUACUUACCCUGCCUACUGCUUUAUACUUGUAACAUACACAAGCCAUUUAAGCUUGAUGUACAUAUUGUGAGUUCUUGAUUCCUUAACUGCAAAAAUCACAACAGUCAUAAAAAAUGUUUUGUAAACUUGGCUAGGUUGCUUUUUAGUUAUGCAUAAGAAUGACAAUGUUCAAAGAACAGUUAUACAUUUUUCUUACAUACUACACGUGCUAAAAUUUCUGAUACGACGUGGUGUAAACUUUUAACUUUAGUACAUUGUGUGCAUGGGAACAUGUGGGCAUGUGUUUGGUACAAGAUUUUUGAGGAUUUAAAAUAAACAUUGCCCAUGUUUUUUUCACAGGUAUUUCACUUUUUAUUAACUAAUCUGCUUCACAGAAAUAUCUCUUCAAAGUCAGCUGUCCAGGAUUAAGUAGAUGUCACUGCAAUACCUUCAUGAGUAACUGAAGUGCUAGGCACAAAGUAUACAUUCAUACUCUUGUUUGUGCUCAUAAUGCAUUGAAACUCUUGAGUGCAGCAUACUGUUUUCUGCACCAUUCAGUGCAGCUUUCCUUCAAAAAUCAGAAAGCUUAGGAAAAUUUCAGUGUCUGUUACACCAGAAGUAAUGUGUGUGCAAACCCACUAAGCUUUGGUUUGUAUUAUUUUCCUUAAAAGUUCUGCACUUAUAAAAACUAAAUCACUUAGCUAUGGUCUUAAAUUCAUCAGCUUUAAAAUUCUGUAUUUCAGAAGCUUUAAAUAGAGAUGUUUUCACUGACUACAGCUCUUAAUAAUGUUUUGAAUUCCAGUGCUGAAUACUCAAACAGCCAUUAACUUCAAAUUAUAGUGAGAUUAAAUGCAAGAAGAAAUGGAAAAUAUGACGACAAACAUUUUGAUACACAUCAGGCUCAGUUUAGUACAAUCUCAGAACCGCAUAUUUUAUUUUAAAGGCAUGCCAUUAUAAUUGGGGUAACUGUAAAAGAGGAAUUAGACUAAAUUAGCUUUAUACAUUUGAGAAGAAUGUCAUGUUUUACUAUGAAAAUGAAUAUUUGGCUGAAAAAUUAUAAUGUGGUGUUUGUUCCUUUGAUGUGGAUAUGAAGCAACUCGUGCAUUUAAGGCAGAAAAUUGUUGAUAUAUUCAAACAACAAAGAAAUGGAUAAAGCUCCAGAAAAAUUUGUGAGUCUAUUAAAAUAUGACAAAUUUUGCCAGUCACUGAAAAUGAUACUUAAAUUUUCUAACAAUGUAGGAAAUGGUGAGUCUUACUAGGGUACUUGCUGGCCAUACACUUUUGCUCUUCCCCGUUACAUGUUGGAUACCUCCGUGGUGUGACAGCAUGCUGUUGGGGUAUAGUUUGAUCUAUAUAGACAUAUCCUUGUCAGGUGAACAAGGGCCCAUGAGACCUAAGUUCAGUAUCUCUGACUAAAUCAGGGUGCCCUGGCUAAAAGUGUAAGAGGUGUUACUUGUUCAUAAAAAUUACAUCCUGAUUCUUGAAAAAAAUGUAGACAACUAACUUUAUCAUUUCAUAAAACCAAUGAAGAAGAAGCCACAUUAUGACUGGGGAUAAAGAUGUUUCCGAGAUUCCCAAAAAACAGUACUAAACCCACUAGAGCUGGUACAAAGAUGUGGCCCUGGAUAAAAUGCUGUAAGCAGACUUUUGUGUUAGUUGACUAGGUUUGUCAUUUCUAACUGCCCGGAGACAAGCAAUUUGUUUCAUAUUCAUUACAGUCUGACUUUUAACGUGAUCCUUAAAGCAAUUAUAUUUUAAUAAAUAACACAAAAUUCUUCAUUUCUACA
This is a messenger RNA of Falco peregrinus (peregrine falcon), 4561 nucleotides long. It is a transcript of the gene PGR, whose product is annotated as progesterone receptor. Gene Ontology annotation, cellular component: nucleus. NCBI's taxonomy places the organism in Eukaryota, Metazoa, Chordata, Aves, Falconiformes, Falconidae. The transcript has 9 exons. Gene Ontology annotation, molecular function: steroid binding; nuclear steroid receptor activity; DNA-binding transcription factor activity. The record is from RefSeq and is a predicted model, not a curated record. Bases 396 to 2705 code for a protein of 769 amino acids. Gene Ontology annotation, biological process: regulation of DNA-templated transcription; steroid hormone receptor signaling pathway.